Molecule: messenger RNA, 1356 nt
Organism: Achroia grisella
Lineage: Eukaryota; Metazoa; Arthropoda; Insecta; Lepidoptera; Pyralidae
Gene: serpin-1
Product: alaserpin-like
Exons: 10
Coding region: 45-1235 (396 amino acids)
Molecular function (GO): serine-type endopeptidase inhibitor activity
Source: RefSeq, a predicted model, not a curated record
ACUGGCAGUAUAGAUCCGGCGAUCAGCGAGUGACCACAUCCAACAUGAAAGUCUUAAUUUGUAUAAUCGGAAUCAUUGCCACUGCAAUAGCAGAGGACAGCGAUGUGGCAAUCGAAAAGGUCCUCAAAGAUGGAAACGAUCUCUUCACCUCCAACUUGUUUCCUGAGGUCGUCAAACAGCAUCCAGACAAGAGCGUCAUUCUGUCCGCCUUCUCAGUAUUGACACCACUUGGACAGUUGAGUUUGGCAUCAGUUGGUGCCUCUCAUGAUGAAAUCCUCAAAGCCAUCGGAUUCCCCAAUGAUAAUGUUACAAAAGAGGUCUUCUCGCAUCUAAACACCAAGCUUCGCUCGGUAAAGGGAAUAGAGUUACGAAUGGCGAAUAAAGUUUACAUCCCCACAUCAUACGAACUAAAUGACAAAUAUGCCGUUGUGGCGAAAGACGUGUUCAACUCUGAAGUCCAAAACAUCGACUUCAGCAAGAGCAAGGAGAGCGCUGACACAAUAAAUGCCUGGGUGGAAAGCCAAACUAACAACCGUAUCAAGGAGUUGGUUUCUCCUGAUUCCUUGACUACAGACACGCGUGCAGUGCUCGUCAACGCUAUCUAUUUCAAAGGAAGUUGGAAAGAAAAGUUCAACAAAGAUAUAACCAGAGAUCGAGAUUUCCACGUAACUAAAGAGAAAACUAUAAAGGUCCCCACAAUGUACAAACAAGCUAGCUUUUUGUAUGGUGAGAGCGAAGAACUGGAUGCUAAGCUUUUAGAAUUACCUUACGAAGGAGACGAAGCAUCUUUCUUGAUUGUAUUGCCCAAUAAAAUUGACGGCCUUGCAGCUCUUGAAGAAAAACUAAAGGAUCCUUCACUUUUAGAAAAGGCUAUUAAAAACUUGCAACAACAAGAAGUUGAUCUUUUUUUGCCUAAAUUCAAAAUAGAAACUAAGACCGAUUUAAAACAAGCUCUUCAAAAUAUUGAUAUCAAAAAAAUUUUCGAUAGUGCUGAUGCGCAUUUAGACAACUUACUAAAAGAUGCUAAAGAUUUAUAUGUAAGUGAAGCAAUCCAAAAAGCUUUCAUUGAAGUGAACGAAGAGGGCGCUGAAGCAGCUGCUGCCAAUGAAUUUAUUAUUGCUAUAGAAAGUGCAUAUAUUGUUCCUACUUUCUCUGUGGACAAACCUUUCUACUUUGAACUUAAAUACAAGGAAGUACCUCUGUUUAAUGGAGUGUUCGUACAACCGGUUAUAUAAAUGUAUAAAUAUGUUUGAGAAAAAAGAAUAGACUAUUUGACUCCUAAACGAAGAAACAAGAAUAAUUUACAGUCACAGACAAGCCACUUUUGUUUUCUUUUAAUAAACUGUGUUUCAAAAU